ACCGAAAAUAGGACAUCUAGGACAUCAACCCCAUUUAUGUCCUUGAAUCUCUUUUGCAUCUCGCUUGGAAGGGCAUGACUACCAUGCAGGAUUUCAAGUGCAUAUCUAAUUGACAGCCUAGUACUUAUUCAGUCAAUACCCCGUCUGACAGCCCACUUCCAGGUUGUCAGACUACCCCUCUUUAUUUAUAGCUGAAAAUAUUAAGCAUUAUUCGACUUGUCCUUGAUCAGGCUACCGGCCAGCCGAGCCUCCCGACUACAUACCUAGUAGCCUUGACCAAGGUCUUUCGAGUUGCAACUAUCUUUGUUUCAUGAGAACCAUCUGCGUUUUAUGAGAACCAUCUGUGUUUUAUGACAACCUACCUAGGCACUCCAUUAUAUAUAUUACACCUCAUCCAAGUAUUAACCCAAAUAUAAAUCCACACUCUCAGCCUCCCCCAAACUCCGAGAUGCCUGAUAGAGGAAACCGAAGAGACCGUAUACCUAAGCCCCCGGCCCCGCAGUCAAAUCCUUUGGCCGAAGGAUUAGUCCUCUCUUUCGAGCACACGGACCUUAGAGGCUUGGACGAGGAAGGCGACAACAUCGUUAAGGCUUUUAGGUCUAUCGGAUGCCCAUGUCAUAAAUACAGUAUCAAGAGCGAGCGGAGGGUGCAGGACAAGUUGAAAAGGUUCUUGGCUGAGGGAGCAACACCUCGAAUUAUCUAUUUCCAUGGGCAUGGCAGAUCAUUGGAUAAUUCACUAACGUUCUCAAGCCAUAAAAGCCGACAGGUCGGAGGGGAGAACUAUCAAAAAUUGCACUGGCAAGGCGUAGCGGAUGUUAUCAUGGACGCGAAAUGUCCUGUUCUCGUCAUCCUCGACUGCUGCAAUGCCGGCGCGGCAGCCGCGACUCCAGUAAACCUCCACUCUAACAGGUAUCCUAAGGAGCUGAUUGCUGCCACUAGCUGGGGGUUGAGUACUUCUGAUAAGCUAGCCAUUGCCCUAUGCAACGUGCUUAAACCCUGGGCCGAAAGCUCCCGCUCCCGAUCAGCUCGGAGUCUCCACGAGAGGAUAAACAAGGAGCUCUCGGAAUUGCGCACCAACGAGAAGAGGAGGGUUGAGAGUCGUAUUGAUCAGUUGAAGGAUGACCUCGCUAAGACUAACCAAAGGAUCGAGAAGCUGGAAGACAAACUGAAAAGUGCCAAAAGGGAGUUAAGACACCCUGAGAAGCUCAGAGACCGGAGGCGAAGGGAGCUGGAGAGUUCUCGGAGGGACUUGGAAAAGGAGAUCGACAGACUGACUGAGAGAACUCAGUCUCAACGACAAAAGAUAACUGAAAAGGAAGAAAGGCUUGCUAAUCUUCGCAAGAGCAUAGAUUCCUACCGGCAGGCUCAUCACAGUCGCUGGAUGUCGAUGAGGCAGGAGUGGGUACUUCAAAGAUAACUCAAGACUGGGAAUUGAUCUAGGCACGGGGCUUCCUUCUGACAUGGUUUUGCUUGAUUUUUCAUUAUAUCCAACCUUUUUUCUUGUUUUAUGUUUUGCAGAUAUCCUUUCAACUUCAGAUACCAGGUAGUGGCCUAGAUUCAGACGGUCUGGUUGGCAGCUAAUGUUUAUGUUAUGUUUAAUACUAAGUACUGCUAAUUCAAUUCAGAAUGCAAUUCUCAGACAGUU
Messenger RNA from Hypoxylon fragiforme, 1645 nucleotides. RefSeq lists its product as uncharacterized. Gene Ontology annotation, molecular function: cysteine-type endopeptidase activity. Bases 449 to 1417 code for a protein of 322 amino acids. The transcript is spliced from 3 exons. Gene Ontology annotation, biological process: proteolysis. The record is from RefSeq and is a predicted model, not a curated record. Lineage: Eukaryota; Fungi; Ascomycota; Sordariomycetes; Xylariales; Hypoxylaceae.